UUGCGCAUUUACCUACAUCAUAAAACUAAUCACGAAAUUACUCCAAAACAUGUAUUUUCCAAUUAAAAAUACAUGACAAAUCAUUUUUCAUUCAAUACAAUGCAUAUAAAAUUGAAUUCUUGCUGUGUUCAGUUAGUUUUUAUUUAUAUGAUCGUAUUUUUGCUUACAUUACGAUAAAAUAAAUACGUUCUUUCCAUAUUAUUACAGGCUUAAUGCCAAUCAUGCCAGUUCACUUUUCAUUUUCUCACAAUGUCGCACUAAAUCCUUCAAUUUGUAUACUAGAUCUUGAAGCUGUUGACUUCCACAGGUAAAUCUGACAUCAUUACCACCCUCAGUGUUCAGGAUUAUUGUGUAAAUCAAGUUAUCAGAGCCAACACCCGGAGUAUUUGUUGCAACUUCUAAUUUCCACUCGACAUCUAUUAUUUUAGGUAAUACGCUAAACUCCAAGGCUUUAUUGGGCUCCAUGUUUUCAAAUUUAUUCAACUUAAGUUUGACAUGGUUUUUAAUUGAAUAAGAUGAAACAAAUGGAAAUAACAGCAAUACUUCUGUGAUAACACCAUCACCACCCACAUCAAUAAAAUUAGAAUACAACAACAAAAUUAUUCUACUUACAACGUCAUAGAAAACGCAAUGACAGUGACAUGUAGUGAACGAACGAACCAUAAACAAGUUUAUUUUGCGCUUUUUUCAAGUUAUUUUUACUGUCAAAUCAAAAUUGAGUUUUCUUUUUACAAUAUCUACCUAGGUAGAGGUACAAAAAGUUGUAAACACGAGAGGCAUUCGGUAUUAUUGGUUAUUCUAUUAUAAUGGUAAUAGCUCUUGGAAUUGAAGGCAGUGCCAAUAAGCUUGGCGUUGGCAUAGUGAAGGAUGGAGAAAUUCUUGCUAAUUGCAGAAGAACAUACAUUACUCCGCCUGGCGAAGGUUAGCCACUUUUGAUCUGACAGAAUGGAUUUUUACCAAGAGAAACAGCUGAACAUCAUCAGGAACAUAUUCACGAAGUUUUACAGGAAGCUAUGAAGGAAUCGGGACUGAGACCACAAGAUGUAGAUGUAAUUUGCUACACAAAAGGGCCUGGGAUGGGAGCCCCACUCAUGGUUGGUGCUAUAGUUGCAAGGACACUUGCAAAGUUGUGGAAAAAGCCUAUUUUAGGAGUCAAUCAUUGUAUUGGACAUAUAGAAAUGGGCAGAUUAAUAACAAAAGCGAACAACCCCACUGUUCUUUAUGUAAGUGGUGGCAACACACAGAUCAUAGCAUAUUCCAGGCAGAGGUACAGGAUAUUUGGAGAAACCAUAGAUAUUGCCAUCGGAAACUGCCUAGACAGGUUUGCUAGAGUCCUGAAACUAUCCAAUGCCCCUAGUCCAGGAUACAAUAUUGAACAAGCUGCUAAAACGGGAAAGAAAUAUUUGUAUCUUCCUUAUUGUGUUAAGGGAAUGGAUGUAAGCUUCUCUGGCAUACUAUCAUACAUGGAAGACAAGAUCGAUGAGCUGCUGAAGGAGUACACACCAGAUGACUUGUGUUUCUCCCUGCAAGAAACAGUAUUUGCCAUGUUGGUUGAGAUCACGGAGAGGGCUAUGGCACAUUGUGGUUCUGAUGAGGUAUUACUAGUAGGCGGCGUCGGAUGCAACGAGCGCCUUCAGGAAAUGAUGGCUGUGAUGUGCGCAGAGCGGGGCUCCAAAAUAUUCGCCACAGACGAGCGAUUUUGUAUCGAUAAUGGCGUCAUGAUCGCCCAUGCUGGCGCGGUCGCCUUCGAAUCCGGCACCAGAAUGGACUUCAAAGACACCACAAUCACACAGAGAUAUAGAACCGACGAUGUCUUAGUCACUUGGAGAGAUGACUAGUUUUUAAUAAAAAAACUUGUAAAGUUAUAAAAA
Messenger RNA from Plodia interpunctella (Indianmeal moth), 1871 nucleotides. It is a transcript of the gene Tcs3, whose product is annotated as Threonyl-carbamoyl synthesis 3. Gene Ontology annotation, biological process: tRNA threonylcarbamoyladenosine modification. The coding region runs from base 1014 to 1838 and encodes 274 amino acids. Lineage: Eukaryota; Metazoa; Arthropoda; Insecta; Lepidoptera; Pyralidae. Gene Ontology annotation, cellular component: cytoplasm; EKC/KEOPS complex. The transcript has 6 exons. The record is from RefSeq and is a predicted model, not a curated record.